AUGACCUAUGGCUUCGAGGAACUACGGUUUAGGAUGGGUGAUGGUAUGGGAUUGCCGUUCUUAGUUGCAUCAGUGUUUAAUCGCCGUGGUAUGGUAGAAGUAAACCCUGAACCCUCGAGGAUUGAGAACUCGUCAGGGCGUAUGCAAAGGGGUGCCCAUCGUGAAGAGGACCUCAUUCCCGCAGACUGGCAUCUAUACUGGAAAAGUGGCCGAUUCAAGCCAUCCGAAUACACCACAGUUGAAUCGCACCAGAAAAUGAAUCACUUCCCGAGGUCGGGUUGUAUAACGAGAAAGGACACCCUUGGUCGGCUUAUGAGGAGGAUGAUGAUAACCUACGGCGAACAAGUCUAUGGUUUCGUCCCGGAGACGUAUAUUCUCCCGAAUGAGUAUGUCAAGUUCGUAGGGGCAUAUUCGGAGCAAGACGAAAACAGUCGAGGGGUUUGGAUUUGCAAGCCGGCUGAUAGUUGUCGAGGGAAGAACAUAUUUCUAUUGCGGAAUCUCGAAGAACUCCGUUAUGACAGUCAGUUCAUCAUUCAACGGUACAUCGAGAGGCCGCUACUCAUCGGAGGUUUCAAGUGUGACUUUCGAGUGUAUGUAUUGGUGGUCAGUGUACACCCACUGAAGGUAUACAUCUACUGUGAUGGUCUAGUGAGGUUUGGAACGAGCCGGUAUGACCUUGCCACAUUAUCGGACAAGUUCUCGCAUCUCACCAACAGCUCGAUAAAUAAAUUAUCACCAACGCUUGCGACUGACAAAUACGAAAUAGGCCCGGGGUGUAAAUGGGAGUUCAAGCAACUAGAAGCACAUUUCCGUUGUAACAAAGUGGAUGAUAAGUUCAUGUGGAGCAAGAUAAUCAAUCUUGUGAAUGCAACACUAAUCCCGACGGUGCCUUGCAAUUCUGGUCGGCAGAAUUACUUUGAACUUUUCGGCUUCGACGUGGUUGUUGAUGAAACGAUGCGCCCAUGGCUAAUAGAAGUCGGAAACGAAUACACGACGGCAUCGUCGAAACGCUUUGAUAAACUAUUGCGGACUCUCGUGUCACAUCUUGGGAGAAUCGAUAGAAGAAUACAGAAACGUAUCAGAGACUUGAAAACGGAUGAUAGGGAUAAUUUGACUCCGUACGAUUUCAUCGCCUGA
Molecule: messenger RNA, 1137 nt
Organism: Perkinsus marinus ATCC 50983
Lineage: Eukaryota; Perkinsozoa; Perkinsida; Perkinsidae
Product: Tubulin--tyrosine ligase, putative
Exons: 12
Coding region: 1-1137 (378 amino acids)
Biological process (GO): protein polyglutamylation; microtubule cytoskeleton organization
Cellular component (GO): cilium
Molecular function (GO): tubulin-glutamic acid ligase activity; tubulin binding
Source: RefSeq, a predicted model, not a curated record